Messenger RNA from Pangasianodon hypophthalmus (striped catfish), 4816 nucleotides. RefSeq names its product glucan (1,4-alpha-), branching enzyme 1b (gene gbe1b). The record is from RefSeq and is a predicted model, not a curated record. The coding region runs from base 71 to 2140 and encodes 689 amino acids. The transcript is spliced from 16 exons. NCBI's taxonomy places the organism in Eukaryota, Metazoa, Chordata, Actinopteri, Siluriformes, Pangasiidae. Gene Ontology annotation, cellular component: cytoplasm. Gene Ontology annotation, molecular function: 1,4-alpha-glucan branching enzyme activity; cation binding; hydrolase activity, hydrolyzing O-glycosyl compounds. Gene Ontology annotation, biological process: glycogen biosynthetic process.
UCCAGAGCGGCGUUCUACAGCUCGCGCUGCUGAAUCACUCGGCGCUCGAUUGCUCUCGCCUGAAGCGAACAUGGCAGAUUCAGAAGCUCAGCUUUCUAUUCCCGAGUUCAGCACCCCUCUACAAAUGGACCCUUACCUCAAACCGUAUGAAAAGGACUUUGAAAGGAGAUAUGGUUUUUUUCAGAAGCAGCUGAUGCUCCUGGAGGAGGCUGAAGGGGGCUUUGAUCAGUUCACACGCAGCUAUAAGACCUUCGGAGCACAUCGCCUGCCGGACAACAGCUUCGUCUUUAAAGAGUGGGCUCCAGCUGCUGAGGCUCUGUUCCUCACUGGAGACUUCAAUGGCUGGGAUAAAUUUUCUCACCCAUAUAAAAAGAUGGACUUUGGGAAAUGGGAGCUGCACAUACCACCUAAGGAGGACAAAUCACCAGCUGUUGCUCACAAUUCCAAGCUAAAGGUGGUGCUUCACACCAAAGAAGGAGAGCGACUGUACCGAAUUUCACCUUGGGCAAUGUAUGUUACCAAAGAUGACUUGUCUGUUGUGUAUGACUGGGUGUACUGGGAUCCUCCUCAUCCUUAUGUGCAUAAACAUCCUCGGCCACGGAAGCCCCACAGUUUACGGAUAUACGAGUCACAUGUUGGCAUCGCAUCCCCAGAGGGCAAAGUGGCAUCUUACAGCAACUUCACACACAACGUGCUGCCUCGAAUAAAAGACCUUGGCUAUAACUGUAUUCAGCUGAUGGCUAUCAUGGAACACGCCUAUUAUGCUAGCUUUGGUUACCAAGUAACAAGUUUCUUCGCAGCAUCCAGUCGAUAUGGCACUCCGGAGGAACUGAAGGAGCUCAUCGAUGUGGCUCACUCUAUGGGCAUCAUGGUGCUUUUAGACGUGGUCCACAGCCACGCAUCCAGGAACACAGAGGAUGGCCUGAACCGAUUCGAUGGCUCUGAUUCAUGCUUUUUCCACAGCGGAAAACGAGGAGAUCAUCCUCUCUGGGACAGCCGACUCUUCGACUACUCCAGCUGGGAGGUGCUGCGUUUUCUCUUGUCCAACCUGCGCUGGUGGAUGGAGGAGUACCGUUUUGAUGGAUUUAGGUUCGAUGGGAUCACCUCCAUGCUCUACCACCAUCAUGGUGUCGGUUCAGGAUUUUCAGGCUCAUAUUCAGAGUACUUUGGGCUCCAUGUUGACGAAGACUCGAUAGUCUACCUCAUGUUAGCCAACCAUAUUCUACACACCCUGUAUGAGGACUGCAUAACUAUAGCUGAGGAUGUGUCCGGUAUGCCCAUGCUAUGUCGACCCCUGCAGGAGGGAGGCUGUGGUUUUGACUACAGGCUGGCCAUGGCUAUUCCUGACAAGUGGAUCCAGAUCUUAAAGGAAUUCAAGGAUGAAGAUUGGAACAUGGGCAACAUUGUGUACACUCUGACCAACAGGCGCUAUGGCGAGAGAUGCAUUGCGUAUGCCGAGAGCCACGACCAGGCUCUGGUAGGAGACAAGACCCUGGCCUUCUGGCUGAUGGAUAAAGACAUGUACACCAACAUGAGUACCUUAAUUCCCAUGAACCCUGUCAUUGACCGGGGCAUUCAGCUGCAUAAGAUGAUCCGGCUCCUGACGCAUGCUCUGGGAGGGGAGGGCUACCUUAACUUCAUGGGUAAUGAAUUUGGUCAUCCAGAGUGGCUGGACUUCCCACGUGUUGGGAAUAAAGAGAGCUACCACUAUGCGCGUCGCCAGUUUAACCUGGUGGAUGCAGAUCACCUGCGCUACCGCCAACUGUACGCCUUCGACCGGGACAUGAACCGCACAGAGGACAAGUAUGGCUGGCUCGCUGCACCACCGGCACAUGUCAGCACAAAGCAUGAGGGUGACAAGGUGAUCGUCUUUGAGAGAGCCAAUGUCAUUUUCGUCUUCAACUUCCACCCCACUAACAGCUACAGCGACUACAGAGUAGCAGUGGGACCACUGGGAAAAUAUAAGAUCAAGCUGGACUCUGAUGAGGUUCAGUAUGGAGGCCAUGGCCGACUGGACCACAACACAGAAUUCUUCACUGAGCCUGUUCCUUUUAAUGAGCUUCCAAACUCGAUGCAGGUUUACAUUCCCUGCAGAACGGCUGUUGUUCUAGCCAACGAAGAAAUCGAUUACUGCUACUGAAACACAGUGAUUCACUGAGAGAUUGAUACUCAGCAAAUGCGUCUCUCCACUGAUUUCCAUCUAAGAUUUGUGCUUGAUACACCAUAACACCCUCACUCUGUUUCUUCACCUUUCCACUCACAACAGUUUCUAAACAAGACCUUGUUUGUUUUCAGCAUAACACACUGGAAUUAAUUUGCCAUAUAACAUGUAAUUGGGGGAAAAAAUGGUAGAUCGUAGUGCAUCUCAUGGUUGCUGUUACAGUACGAUACAUAAAUAGUACGUUUUUCUAAAACUGUGAGUAAACACCAUCUGGCCUUAGUACAUGGUAUCUGUUUGCUAUAAUUACUGAUACUGCUAUUAAUCUCUGUCUGAAAAAAAAUUAAAUACAUGUGGUGGCACUUCACCUGAGGGUUGUGUUCAUACGACUACAUGAUAUCAACAUAACCCCUUCAUGACAACUGACAUAAACCUACAUAAAUGUUUCUAAAAGCUUAUUCCCAUAAGUAUCAGCCGUCAGCUUUUGGUCAUUUAGUUAAGUAUACAUAAAUCCUAGACAUAUUUUUGUUGACCUAAGGUUCGAUUAUAACACUUUCAGGGUUGACUUACGUUGAAUUUGUAAGUCUCUGCACUUCGGAUAUGUCAGAGUCACAUACUGCUGAUAGUGAACACAUUAUCUUAAUCAUUACACUGUAACAACACUAGAACAGAGAUGUGUAUAUUUUUUGGCCCUUACAUGAGUUUAAAUUAGAGUGCAUUUGGUUCUGAUGUUACAUUAUCGUCAUUAUAUACAAGUGCACUGAGCUAUGAAGUCAUUUAAAAUGAUUUUCUAAUGUAAUCCAGCCCAGAAAAAGUCACACCACAACCAUAUGUCAACAAAAUUCUCUGUCACAUGACUCAGUUGUAAUGUCAACCUGACAUCAAAAUGAGCAAAAUCAGUUUUAAGACAGCUGACACCAUAAAAAAGUAAACCUUUAUAAGUAUUCGUAUACUAUAGUGGACUGGUGUCUCGUCCAGGGUGUAUUCCCACUUUGUACCCACUGUUCCUGGGAGAGGCUCCGGAGCUGCUGUGACCCUGACCAGGAUAAAGAAGUUACUGAAGAUGAAUGAAUUAAAUGUUUAUGUCAGUUGUCAUGAUGAGCUUAUGAAGGUGUUAUGUUAUCCUGGGAACACGCUAAAGUAAAGUAUUACCACAUACUGUAUGGUGACACUGAUAUUAUGGUACCUUCUGAAGAAAAUUCUUCCUGAUAUUUGUUGUAACUACACUGAGAAUGUCUAAAUGUGAAUUAAGAUACAUGUCAUGUGUGAGCCGUUCAAUGUGGAGAAAAUGUAAACGUUUGAGUAAUUUCCACGUUUGGUUUGUGGUAUUUUGUAAGUUCUGAUAGGCUGACUCUAUUAAUUUGGUGUUCCUUGCAAUGUUUUUUUUUUCCAACCACUAGACUAAUGGAUGGUAGGAAGAUGAUUUGAUGAUUGUUUGAUCUUAGUGGGAGGAAAUGAACUAAAAUGUUGGAUGUAAUAUCUUCAGAAAGACUAAAUAUCUGAAAGCAGAAAAAAAAAACCACUUCUGUGUAUUCACUGAAUAAGAAAAGCAUAUCUUCUCUUAGUAUGUUGUAUUAAAUUAAUUUUCUAAUAUUGUCUCCUGAUUGUUACAGAGGAGAUCCUGCCCUAUGAAUCACCAGCUAUAUAUUCAGGCCAUCUAUGUUUAUAAAGCCUGAAUGAUUGUGAAUGAAAUGACCACAGACACUGUGCUAAUGGGGUCCCACUUUAUUUAGAGAAGGUGUUGACUAUUUCGAGAAAGUCUAACAAGGAUUUGAGUUAUGAUGAUCGUUUCGAUUAGGCCCAGAAUAAUGUGUUAGUUACUAUAUAUAUUUAUAUAUAUUAAUCUGAAUGUUAGUUAUGAACCAUUUACCCAUUUAAGUCAACUGUAAAUGACGUGUUGGCACAAAUUCUCCUUUUGUGUUUUGGUAUCUUCAGUUAAAUAAAACCUCGCAGUAUUAUAAUGGGUAAAUGGGCAUCACACUGUCCCAUUAUAAUUUUGGUCUAUUAUGAACUUUCCGUUGCCUGCCUUCCCUCUUCAACAGCAGUGUUUCUCAUUAAUGUCGAGUAGCUACUUGAAGAUAAUGCUGGCCUGCUUUUGAAUCCUCUAUAGAGAAAGCAGAAUGAAACUGUGUGUAAAUACAUUAGGGGUUAUUAUCCUGAACCUGCUCUGCUGAAUAAAUAAAGAGCCUUUUUCCUUUGCCCUCUGUAUUUAAAGAGACACACCUUUCGAUCUGCUUUGUGUUUUGAUCAAGCCGCAUUGUCCUGUAAAAAAAAAUAAAAAUAAGAUGCUCGUAUAGAAAUAAUGAGGCUCUAGAUGUCUCUCCGUCCACAGAGGUUAAUAGAGAAAUUGUGUGUGUGUGUGUGUGUGUGUGUGUGUGUGUGUGUGUGUGUGUGUAUGUGUGUGUUAGUUUUUUCUUUUAGUCAUACAUUUGAAUCAAAUCUGUUUUGGGACAAAAAAGUGUUGUAGCUAUUUUCUCAUUGAAAAGCUGUGUUUUUGUGAAAGAUGAAAGAGAUAAUUAAAAGUAAGUGGAUGUAAUCAUGUACAAAUUUCUGUGGAAAUGUAAUGUUUUUGAAUUUCAGUUUUCUCCUUAGGUUCAACACAGUUGUCCACGGUUUUCAGUUUUGUGGAAAAAUAAAUAUAAAAUAUAUACACUGCAA